AAUAAUAUAAUUAGCACAAAAAUCUAGUGCAUAAGAUGAUAGAAUUAGACUUUUAUUUAGAUAUGGAGGAUGUCAUCGUCAAUGCCUGUGUCAUACGCAUAAUAUUGUAGCAAUCUGUGACGACAUCCACUACCAAUUCACAGUGUACGUGACGCUACUCAUCUCAUCACUCUUUCCCCUCUUUCCUCCUCUUUCCCCACCUAUAUAUUCCACGUUUUCCCACCUACAUCUCCCCCCUCCCUCUUAAAUUACCCUAAAUUAUAGAUCAGAGCCAAGUAGUAUUAAUUAUCAUGCAAGAGGCAUUGCCUUACAAGAGAUGGGAGGCACUCCCACCGAAUCCAGUAGCGGUGGCGAGCGUCUCACCCUGCAACAUUGGUAACACCACGAUAACAAUGUCAAUUGCAAGCUUAGUGAAGGAAAACCCGGUGAUGGUAUUGGGAAAACGAGGAUGUUGUAUGUGUCAUGUUGUAAGGAAAUUGUUGCUUGGGUUAGGAGUAAAUCCUCCUGUGUUUGAGAUUGAUGCUCAAACAAAUGAAAUUGAUCUUUUACUUAAUUCUUUGUCAAAUGAUAAAAAUAAUGUAAGCAAUUUGCAAUUUCCGGUAGUGUUUGUGGGUGGAGAGGUAUUUGGUGGAUUAGAUAGGGUUAUGGCUACUCAUCUUUCCGGUGAAUUGGUGCCUAUUCUUAAAAAUGUUGGUGCACUAUGGCUUUAAUCGUCUAUUUACUUCUUUUCUUUUUUUUUUAUUUUUUUUAUUACUCUUUAUAUAUGUACGUUUCUCAUAAGUUUUGCCUCUUGAGACAACUUCUGUAAUAGUAAAUAUUUAUUCCAAAAUCAUUUGUUUGUCUUUUUUUAUUUAUGAAUAAAUAAUUGAUUGGAUUUCCAAUUUAGCGCAGAAAUAUUUUCUAAAC
This is a messenger RNA of Amaranthus tricolor (Joseph's coat), 906 nucleotides long. RefSeq names its product glutaredoxin-C9. Bases 291 to 710 code for a protein of 139 amino acids. Lineage: Eukaryota; Viridiplantae; Streptophyta; Magnoliopsida; Caryophyllales; Amaranthaceae. The record is from RefSeq and is a predicted model, not a curated record. The transcript has a single exon.